Molecule: messenger RNA, 462 nt
Organism: Monoraphidium neglectum
Lineage: Eukaryota; Viridiplantae; Chlorophyta; Chlorophyceae; Sphaeropleales; Selenastraceae
Exons: 2
Coding region: 1-462 (153 amino acids)
Molecular function (GO): serine-type carboxypeptidase activity
Source: RefSeq, a predicted model, not a curated record
AUGUCGCACGACGGAUGUGAAGAGGUGACGUGGAAGGGCCAGGCCUUCCCUUACCUCAUGCACCACCCGAAGUUCCUCAAGACCGAAAGCUACGGCUCUGCCCGCGCCGCGGCGGCCUCAACGGGCCACAGCAGCAGCGGCUACGGGCGCGCAGCCCCCGCCAGCGGCGGCGACGGCAGCGACACGAUGCAGCGGUCUGGGACGGGCACCUGGCUCGGCCCCGCGCCCCGCGGCGCCGGACCGCUUGCCGCCGCCGCCAGCGACGGGCCCGCCGCCGCGUCGGCCGCCCGGCCGGUGCGUGAGCCCGCGACGAUCCACCUGUCAAACGGCGCCCGCAUGCCGCUGCUGGGGCUCGGGACGUACAAGAUCACGUCACCCGAUUCCAUCAAGGCGGCGCUCGAGCUUGGGUACCGCCACUUUGACUGUGGGUGGCGGGCGGCCUCGUGGGACGGGGUUGUCUGA